AUGAGUCGUCUGUUACAGAAUUACCAUCUGUGCAAAAUUGAAGGAGGAGGUGCCAACACAAGCAAGAUGCAAGCCAUCACCACUGGUGUUGGCCCACAGGGCAGGAAGACUGUGCACUACCAGCCUCCAAGUGAUGGCGAAGGACCAGAAUUUGUGCCAGAGCAAUUGUCGCAGAUCCAGAGCCUCCAUACAGCCCUUCAAAACGAGGCAGCACACUGUGGAAUCUCACCAUCUUUUGAGUCUUCGUUUGAUGCUAUUGUAGAUCCUUCUGACUAUUCUCAACCUCUUUGUGAUGUCGACGACAAGGAGAAUGAUCCUCCUGCAUCCUCACAGUCAACCCCUACCUCGAUAACUAAGCGACCCCCAAAAUCCUCGUCAAUGUUGCAAGACAGUCUCACCAAAGCCAGGGCAAGUUUAGAUGCUAUCAAUGCUCGUACUACAGCAGAUAGGCAGCUUCAAGAGCGCCAGAUGCUGCUCAAAAAGUUCAAGGCUGGCAUUUGGAAUGUUGAUGAGUAUCGUGAAAAACUCCAUGAACUGAUGCACGAGCCUUCUGACAAGGCUGAGCCUGUGAAGUGUGCUCAUUACUCUCCAGAUUGGCCAGAUUGGGAUGAUGAGUCUUAG
Suillus subalutaceus is the source of this 621-nucleotide messenger RNA. RefSeq lists its product as uncharacterized. The coding region runs from base 1 to 621 and encodes 206 amino acids. Lineage: Eukaryota; Fungi; Basidiomycota; Agaricomycetes; Boletales; Suillaceae. The transcript has 3 exons. The record is from RefSeq and is a predicted model, not a curated record.